AUGAACUUGGGGGCUGAUGACGCCUAUGAGUUUGUCAAGUUCAUAUAUCCCCAACAUGCCCAGUGCUUGGUUGACCUUAAGCAUCCGGCAAUUGACAGGGUUGGAAGGGACCUUUUCUCGAUUUCUGUCGACUCGAGCCAUAAAAUAUGGUCAUCUGGAGGUUGGCAGAGAAGCCGAAAAACCUGCCAGUAUCUGCUCGAUUCAGGCUGCCUUUUCGAUGUAAAGAACUUCCGCAAGGCAAUUUCCGCGGGUAAUACGGAGCUAAUAGAUCUCGCGAUUCGGAAUGGGUUCACAAUAUACCGGCCUGUGGUUAAGAGGGAUAUUUUCGAGUCUUUCAGAACUUGGGAGGAUGAGUCCGGACCUGAGGAGGAUAUGCUGGCGGCCCUUUUUGAACACAUGGUCUUGAAGUGGAGCGAGAAGCCAGACCCCUUCAUCGAUACAUAUCUUCGUGGAGCGUGCCGACUGGUUUUCCACGGUGCUGAUUCCUCGAAUGUGAUUAGACUAGUACACGAUACUCUACAACGUGUUCUGACGGAGCGUUAUAACUGUUCCCCGACGUAUUUCACCGAACACCGCUUGAGCCGCGCUAUUGCAUCUAGUAGGGCUCCUAUUAUCACAAAGGUAACGGGUCUGGGAACAACGGACGAAAUUUCGGAGCAAUUUGUCUAA
Messenger RNA from Neoarthrinium moseri, 669 nucleotides. RefSeq lists its product as uncharacterized. The coding region runs from base 1 to 669 and encodes 222 amino acids. NCBI's taxonomy places the organism in Eukaryota, Fungi, Ascomycota, Sordariomycetes, Amphisphaeriales, Apiosporaceae. The transcript has a single exon. The record is from RefSeq and is a predicted model, not a curated record.